AUGGGGAACGAGGAAGCGAAACUCGAUACAAAACUCACUCAGUUGAGAUUGACCGCGCAAAGAACCGGGAAAAUACUUGAUGCUGGAAAACGAGAAACGAUCGAACGGCAUUUAAAGGCACUCCAAACAACAAUAAGCGAAACAGAUCCGUGCAAACGUACGGUUGAGGCUGAAAAAAUCGGUAAGAAAGAAGACCUAGCAGAAAUUAGCGACUGGAAUACGGAAAUCGAAGCGAAGAUAGGUGAAGCUGAAGACGAAGUAAAUCGACUUCGACAAUGGCUCGACAGCAAAAAGAUGGAAGAAGAAAACUACGCUCGAGAGGAACAACUUAAAUUCGAAGUGAAAUUGGGAGAAACAAAGCUUCAAAUGCAAGCUAAAAUUCAGGAUGCAAACCCGGGGGGGCAUAACACCUCGAAAACUGAGACGGGGGAAGGCAUGAAAGGUAUGUCAGUGAGAUUACCUAAAAUUAAUAUUGUGCAAUUUGAUGGGUCAUACAUGGAUUGGCCAAGAUUUUGGGGCCAAUUCACAGAGACGGUGGACAAGUCAAAUAUAGCCGCUAUCAACAAAUUUACAUAUCUGUGUGGGUUUCUGGGACCAAAAGUUAAACGCCGGGUAGAGUCAUUGCCAUUUACUGCGGAGGGAUACAACCGGGCAAAGUCAAUUUUGCAAGAUCAAUAUGGCAAAACUCCGGAGAUUGUCAAAGCCUAUAUUAAAGAGAUCAUGGAUUUGCCACACAUUUCUGGAGCCAACCCAAAGAAAAUAGCAGAAUUCAGUGAGAAAUUGAAUUAUUGUGUUCAAGCCCUUGAGACACUAAAUAAACUGAAGGAUGUUCAAGGAAACGUUUCCAUGACAUUGGAUAAGCUUCCAGCUAUACGGGGUGACUUGGUAAGGGAUGACCCAGACUGGGAGAGCUGA
Paramuricea clavata is the source of this 915-nucleotide messenger RNA. Lineage: Eukaryota; Metazoa; Cnidaria; Anthozoa; Malacalcyonacea; Plexauridae. The record is from the annotation of a GenBank genome assembly.